UUCAAUUAAAAAAAUUAAUGAUACAGUGAGGAUCCAAAAUGAAGUGUCUUCUUCUGCUUGCUUCUGCGGCCUUGGUGCACGGAUAUAUCGUCAACAAUGAGAUCGAGACCUCCAGACUGAAGACCAGUGACGAUUUGCUCAACAGUGUGAUCAGUGAUUGUUUCGAAGACGACUCUCCCAUGUCCUGUCUUAAAGUGAAAGUCCUGUCUUUCCUGGACACCAAGCUCGGAGUAUCCUCGGAGUCUGCGAGGGCUUUCGACGAGAAGAACAUAGACAAAGUGAUCUACGAUCGCGUCGGGAGGAUCUUAAACGAAAAUGAGUUCAAAUUCCAGCUCCCAGAGUUCAUUUUCCAAAACGCGGAAGUCACCUAUCGUGCCGACAGGGGCUUGGACAUCACCGUGCCAGAAAACAAUGAGGAUGGAGAAGCUCGUGGUCUACUAAAGAAGAAGUUGCUACUGCCAGUGCUCCUACUCCUCAAGCUCAAGAUGAAGGCACUUCUCCCGAUCAUGGUGUCCAUCAUCGGCAUCAAGGCCAUGAAGGCUCUGAUUCUCAGCAAGCUAGCCAUCACACUGGUUGUUGGAUUCUUGGUAUACAACCUGAUCAUGAAGAAAGGAGCCAUGCCAAUGAUGAUGACGCCGACCGAGGCCCCGGUCCCACAAUACGGCCCCCCGGCUUCUCAAUACGGGCCCCCGUCCACCGCGGCCCCUCAAGACAGCUACGGAGCCCCGCAAUGGGAGGCCAGCUCAGGCCCCUACGCUCGAGUCUGGGAUCCCUCCCAGCUUGCUUAUAGCUCCUACUACCCUGACUCCAACCAGUCCGCCAGCUACUCCAACGUCGCCUCAUCAUCGUCAACACCGACCCACUGAA
Aricia agestis (brown argus) is the source of this 867-nucleotide messenger RNA. RefSeq lists its product as uncharacterized. Lineage: Eukaryota; Metazoa; Arthropoda; Insecta; Lepidoptera; Lycaenidae. The transcript has 3 exons. Bases 39 to 866 code for a protein of 275 amino acids. The record is from RefSeq and is a predicted model, not a curated record.